Penicillium brevicompactum is the source of this 3135-nucleotide messenger RNA. RefSeq names its product nucleoporin Nup84/Nup107 family protein. Bases 1 to 3135 code for a protein of 1044 amino acids. The transcript has 6 exons. The record is from RefSeq and is a predicted model, not a curated record. Lineage: Eukaryota; Fungi; Ascomycota; Eurotiomycetes; Eurotiales; Aspergillaceae. Gene Ontology annotation, biological process: post-transcriptional tethering of RNA polymerase II gene DNA at nuclear periphery; protein import into nucleus; regulation of DNA-templated transcription. Gene Ontology annotation, cellular component: nuclear pore outer ring; nuclear pore. Gene Ontology annotation, molecular function: structural constituent of nuclear pore.
AUGGCCCCGCUCACUCGCUCGGCUGCUGGGACAAGCCUCUUUACACCGGCUGCCCAGCCACCGAGACACACAGAGAUCAUCAAUGUUGAUGACGAAGAUGACGAACAACAAUCUUUGGAGAAUGAAGAAAUAAACGGAGAUGGACAAUCCUAUGAAAGCCAGUCUGAAGAUCAAGACGAGACAAUGGACGAGGGUAUGGAUGGCGUGAAUGGCGAACCCGCAUCGGAGACUGGGUCUGAGGUUUCUGUUCAAGAAAGCGUGGAGCAAUCUAAUUUCAGUUUAAGCAACAAGGGCCAAGACACUCCGCUGUUUACAGCUGCAGGUGCCCAGGAAGCUUUACACCCCCUUCGCCGAACUGCCGAUCGAGUCACCCGUCAAAUCGAAGCUUUCGCGGACAAGCUCGAUCAGUUCAAGCGCCAAAAUUCAACCGAUGAGUUCAACAGCGCCCAGGCUGCCUACAAGCUUGUGGAGAGUUACCGGGAUCUCGCGAACAAUGCCAUCAAAGAAAUCCAAAAGCAGCAGGUCCUCGACCGUGCCAAGUCAGGUUUCCGCUCAAGUGGAACACAGGAGGAAAAGAGCACCGAGGAAAUUCGACGAUUGCAGCUCGAGUCUGAUACCUGGCGCCUUCUGCUCAACCUGAUUAGCAUCGACGACCCUUCCAGCCGGGCCCGUUACAAGGCCGGACAGCAGACUGCUUUCCAGGAGCUCCACCGCUACUCAACCGAUCGCGAGAUUUGGGAGCAGUUCCUGAACGCCGAUCAGUAUGGCCUUGAGUGCGUGAUUGCCAUGCGCUGGCUGGAGGAGACCUCUAAAACCGGAGACCAAGAUAUUGACCUGCUGAUUGCAACGAUGGAGAAUCAGUCACAGCGGGGCGAUGGACUGUGGGCACAUGGCUGGCUUUACACCAAAGAGGCCAUCAAGGGCCACAAGAGAUUGCGCGCUUGGCCUCAGCCUCUUGAGCCUAACGACCCCGGAAUUUCGCGCUCGCUUCUGAGCAAGGACGAGCAGAAGCCACUGAUCACACAACUCGAUCCCGAUGCCGUCACUCGACAGAACCAUACUCUGGAAACGCAAGAUCAAUCAUUUGAGCUUGCGACCUGGGCCACAUGCUGGAAGAUGUUGCGACAGGGCGAGAACUGGACCAAGAUUCGCGAAUGGGCCGAAAACCACUUGGAAGGAUGGAGAGCUGUCAGCUUGUGUGGCUCCAGUGUGGACCCCAAGUCAGCGAGCACUCAAUAUCCAGCCGAUGACGGUCACACGCGUUUGAUGAACAGCCGAGCCCAGGACUCCUGGCGUAGCGCCUGUUCUUCUCUGACACGCAACAAGAACGUGAACGAUUUCCAGUGUGCAGUCUAUGCACUGCUUGCCGGUGAGACUGAAGCUGCAGCAAACGUCUGUCGCGGCUGGGACGACUAUCUUUACGUGUUCUUCAACCGUGUUGUGCUUUCGCGCUACCAAGGGUUCUGCCGACAAUUCCAGCGCAAGCUCAGUCACUCUCCCACCACACCUGUGACAUUCAAGCCUGAGCCGGCUGGACAUGCGGAGCUCCAAAAAUAUUUGGUUUUCCUCAAGGGCAACAAGCGGGUCAGUGGAGAAACGCGCAAUCCAUUCCGCAACAUGCAGGCUGCGAUCCUCAGCCAAGGCUACGACUCUUUCUUCCCAGCUCUGGCCCAUGCUGUCUCAGAUGUCAGCGCCGCAAAGUCUGGGAACACCUCCAUCGUCCCAGUGCUCCCUCACAAAGCAGUCGAUGAAUCAUACUUCAUCGCGGCCGACGACCCAGAAGCUCUCAAAAUUGCCGCUCAUGUCUAUGUUGUGGCCAGUGCUCGAGGUUAUGCUCGCGCAGAUUCUCAUUUUAUUGAGACAGCGUCGGUUAUCGUGGCUGGACAUAUUGCCAACCUCGAAGACAGGGGCUUGUUCCAUCUUAUCCCUCUUUACGCGUCUCUUCUGCCUACAUCAAUGUGUCACAGUGUCUUGGCCAAGAUCCUUAUUGACAUCCUAGACCCCGAGGAGAAGAGACAGCAAGUCCAGCUCGCAAACAAGUAUCACAUCGACAUAAACACCGUUCUCGAUGUCCAAUGGGCUUGGGUCAAGGAGAAGGUUUCCGCGGUCGAUCACUCCCGAGGCAUCACUGGGUACUCGAGAAUGUCUCGCCGCUCCGAUGGCUCCAAGCAUUUGGUAUCGCCGAAGCCCGAUCUUAUUGGUGUUUCUGUUAGCGAAGAAGAUGACAAGAUGAUUCGCAGUCUGGAAUGGCUUCGAGUCACAGAUGGUCAAUGGGAUAAGAUCUGUGACCUCGGCACUUGGCUCUAUCGCAAAUUCAUGGUUGCUGAUAAGCUUGCCGCUGCUCGCGAGCUGAGUUUCCGUAUGCGGACGGCUGAUAUCUCCAUCGAGAAGUUCGGUAGUGAUAUCAUUUCCAUGCCUCCGCAGGACCUCGGGUACCCCGAGGCGACAACCCCAACUAGCCCGACAAAAUCUAAGAGAAACAGCCUCCACCUCCACCGCCGUAGCACUUCUGGGUCGAACAACAUCGGUCUCCUCUCAGCUUACAACCAGUGUCAGGCGAUGCGGGAUCUGGAGAGCUUGAUUCUUGGCCUCGACGCGGUGGAAGCAUUUGCCAUUAUUCACGAACAGAGGUCCAAGACUAAACGCCGACGGGACUCUGGCACCCUCAAGGUUAUGGGGCAAGAAUUGGAGGAAUGUGUUGGAGUCUUGGAAGACUGGAUUGCAGCAGUCACGGACGAAGAUUGGCUUCUCAAAUCCCCCGAUCCCGAGGAGGAGAAGGACUUCGCACACAUCCGCACAACCUACAUUCCCGAGCUCGUGCUUGACUAUCACAAUGCGAUGUACUUCGCCAGCUACUGUCUUGAGAGGAACGACCUCUUGACCCAGUGCAUGGUCACAUCCAUUUGGGUUGCCAACUACCAGCACAUCACUCUCGCCUUCACUCAGGCGCAGCGGAUGGCUGAACUCAUGGAGGUGCUGGCGUUGUCGAGCAAAGCGUUGGUCAUUCGCAACACCAGCUCACCCAAGAGCUCCAAGGAUGAAAUGAUCCAAGAAGUGAAGAUUUGGGAUGUUGAGGUCACCGAGGAUGAGAAGAAGCGAAUUGGGCUCACAUCGGCGUACGACCCGGCGAUUUAA